AUGCCUCCCGCGGCGCAGCUUCCCGUCACAAUGUUCCUCGCAGCGUCGAGGCCGGCCACGAGAAACUCGUCGGCCGUCCUGGUCAACCGCCUCAUGGCCGCCAACGCCGUCCGCAACUAUGCCACCCCCGCUGGCCCCCCGCCGACGAACUUCCGCCAGAAGAGAUUCGAGACGUGGGACGAGGACAAGGAGUCCACCCUCAACAAGAUGGGCAGAUUUUUCCUGCUGUCCGAGAUGGCAAGGGGAAUGUACGUGCUCAUGGAGCAGUUCUUCCGCCCGCCCUACACCAUUUACUAUCCCUUUGAGAAGGGCCCCAUCUCCCCCCGCUUCCGUGGCGAGCACGCCCUCCGCCGCUACCCGUCCGGCGAGGAGCGCUGCAUCGCCUGCAAGCUCUGCGAAGCCAUCUGCCCCGCCCAGGCCAUCACCAUCGAGGCCGAGGAGCGUGCCGACGGCUCCCGCCGCACCACCCGUUACGACAUCGACAUGACCAAGUGCAUCUACUGCGGCUUCUGCCAGGAGUCGUGCCCCGUCGACGCCAUCGUCGAGUCCCCCAACGCCGAGUACGCCACCGAGACCCGCGAGGAGCUGCUGUACAACAAGGAGAAGCUGCUGUCGAACGGCGACAAGUGGGAGCCUGAGCUGGCCGCCGUCAUCCGUGCCGACGCCCCCUACAGAUAA
Molecule: messenger RNA, 678 nt
Organism: Colletotrichum aenigma
Lineage: Eukaryota; Fungi; Ascomycota; Sordariomycetes; Glomerellales; Glomerellaceae
Product: NADH-ubiquinone oxidoreductase 23 kDa subunit
Exons: 2
Coding region: 1-678 (225 amino acids)
Biological process (GO): mitochondrial respiratory chain complex I assembly; mitochondrial electron transport, NADH to ubiquinone
Cellular component (GO): membrane
Molecular function (GO): 4 iron, 4 sulfur cluster binding; NADH dehydrogenase activity
Source: RefSeq, a predicted model, not a curated record